Messenger RNA from Cylicocyclus nassatus, 405 nucleotides. The record is from the annotation of a GenBank genome assembly. NCBI's taxonomy places the organism in Eukaryota, Metazoa, Nematoda, Chromadorea, Rhabditida, Strongylidae.
AUGUGGAAGUGGCUGGAAGUGAUAACUGUCCAAGAGCAGAACGAUGAUUUUAGCUGCGGAGUUUUUACCUGCAUCUACGAUGAACGGCUCGCAAUGGGUUUACCACUGAAGCACCAACCCGUUCAUUUCUCCAGCAUACAAAAAACGGAUAGAGCGCUAUCUCAGAAGCUCUUUUAUAGUAACCAACAAAAUCACCUCUGGAAUGACAUCUCUACCACGCCUACGCGAUUGAGCGCAACAAACGAAAAAUUGCCUUCAAAGGAUCAACAUGGACAAAAGACAACGACAAGUACUGCCGCAAGCAAUCACACACCUAUAAGCGUGACCUUUUGGGAGAACGACAUUGAAGUAGAAUUUCUCAGCAAGAAUCAAACCCGCGGAGAUUUUCUGUACAGCAGCUCUUAA